Molecule: messenger RNA, 422 nt
Organism: Acanthoscelides obtectus
Lineage: Eukaryota; Metazoa; Arthropoda; Insecta; Coleoptera; Chrysomelidae
Source: the annotation of a GenBank genome assembly
UUUUUGAUACAAUUUUUAGCUGUCUAGUGAAGUAUGGCUCAUAAAAAUCGGUUUAACAGUAACAAAAUAAGAAAUCUCGAUACUUUUUUCGCGGAGAAUCUUAUGUCUGCAACUACGACGCAGUUGAUUGACUUGGUCAUAGAGGGAGAUUUGCGCUUAUAUGAACACAGUGAAAUGUUUCUACGGAUGUACACUGUGAUUUAUCCAAACACGCCAAGUUAUUAUUAUAUGUCGGAGGCACUAUUGAAAUGACGUUUUGCACGACAAGUUACUUAGGAGUAUCGUAAAGUUAGACGGACGGCUGUAAAAACCAGGACCGGACACGACUUCUUUACUUUUUUGUUUUCUUAUGAAAAUCAGCAGCUUCUAAGCAAAACACUAAAAAAUGUUUGACUAUGUACAAAAAUGGUCAAUAAAUGGUG